This is a messenger RNA of Haemorhous mexicanus (house finch), 1197 nucleotides long. Its product is annotated as keratin-associated protein 4-6-like. Gene Ontology annotation, cellular component: extracellular region. Gene Ontology annotation, biological process: antibacterial humoral response; innate immune response. Gene Ontology annotation, molecular function: peptidase inhibitor activity. NCBI's taxonomy places the organism in Eukaryota, Metazoa, Chordata, Aves, Passeriformes, Fringillidae. The coding region runs from base 1 to 1197 and encodes 398 amino acids. The transcript has 8 exons. The record is from RefSeq and is a predicted model, not a curated record.
AUGCGCUGCUUGCGCCUGGAGUCCCCGCUCUGCGCCAAUGACUCCAGCUGCCCCGCUGGGCUCAAGUGCUGCCUCUGGGAAUGCCGGCUCCGCUGCAUCCCCCCGGCAGAAGAGAAGCCCGGUGCCUGCCCGGCAGCAGCCCCCGAGGGGCUCAUUGCCCCCUGCUCCUUCCCCUGCCUGGAGGACAAGGACUGCCUGGGAGCGCAGAAGUGCUGCCCGCUGGGCUGCGGCUCUGCCUGUCUGGAGCCGGCGCAGGCCCAGCCCAAGCCCAGCGAGGGCCCCACGGUGCAGCCGGGACCGUUCCGGGAGCGGUGCCGAGGCGACGGCGACUGCCCCGACGCGCAGAAAUGCUGCAACAGCAGCUGCGGCCACCAGUGCCUGCCGGGAGUGCCGGCCGGGAGGGACGGAUUCUGCCCGGUCCGUGCCGGGCUGUUCCCCAGUUACGACUGCAGAGCCUGGUGCCGGCACGAUGGCGAGUGUCCCCGCGAGGAGAAGUGCUGCCUCCGUGGCUGCGACUCCGUCUGCCUGCCCCCAUCCCGAGAGAAACCAGGCAUCUGCCCGCUGGCUGAGGAGGCUCCGCUGGCCCCGUGUGGCACCACCUGUACCAAGGACUGGCAGUGCCCGGGGGCUGAGAAAUGCUGCAGCAGCAGCAGAUGUGGCUCCGUGUGCUCAGCCCCCGAACCAGAAAAACCCGGUGAGUGCCCAAAGGUGAGGCCACAACACGCCUCGGAGCCAUGCACGGAGAUGGACUCCUGCACCCACGACAGGGACUGCUCCCGACAGGAGAAGUGCUGCUUCUCCGGCUGCGCCAUGCGCUGCACCCGCCCUGCCCAAGAGCACCCCGGGGAGUGCCCCCGGGCAGGGCCGUGCUGGGACCUGCGGCGCUGGCGCAGGAGCCAGUGCCUGGAUGACAGUGUCUGCCGGCGAGAGGAGAAGUGCUGUGACACCGGCUGCGGCCGGGAGUGCGUGGCCGUGCCCAGAGACAGCGGGGACAAAGCUGAUGGCCGGUGUGUGGAGGAGUGCCAGGCUGACUCACAGUGUCCCUGGGGGCAACGGUGCACCAGCAUCGGCUGUGGCCACGUCUGCAUGGACAUCCCUGGAGGUGAGAACCAGCCAGGCCCUCUGGGAGACAUGUGUGGCUGCCCUGGAGUGCCCCAUGGUGAGGUGGCCCGGGCCAGAUGUGCCCCAGCUGUGUGA